Messenger RNA from Arctia plantaginis, 2778 nucleotides. The record is from the annotation of a GenBank genome assembly. Lineage: Eukaryota; Metazoa; Arthropoda; Insecta; Lepidoptera; Erebidae.
AUGCUUAUUGAAAAUCCUGACGCUUUCAAGUCGUGGUUGACCUCCAUAUUGGAACCCCUUUGUGAUGCUGACCCAGCCGCCCUCGCUAAGUAUGUAUACGCUCUGGUCAAGAAGGACAAGCCCGUCGAAGAAUUACGGGAGGUCAUGGUCGAUCAGCUCGACGUGUUCUUACAGCAUGAAACGAAACCGUUUGUCGAGAUGCUGUUCACCUCCCUGGAGUCCAACGAAUACCUAAAACACGUUGUAGAAAAUGAAGUAUCGCCACCUGGCGUUGAAGAACCUCCCAAGGAACAACCGGCGGUGGUUGAAAACCAUGUGGGCGAGGCUCCAGCGGCGACGACGUCAGUGCCGGGCCCGUCAGGCCCUCGCUCGGGCGGCGAGUCGCGCGCGCGCUCUCCCACGGCGGGUGCGGUGGCGGGCUCUAUCGGCCCGCCGCGCCUCGUCGUGUCGCGCGCGGCCCGACACGCCGCACCUGCUCCUCUCAACAGGCAUCCGCAUAAUGAACACACUCUCGUUAAGGUUCUGCCAUUGACUGAAUUAUUAGAAGAACCUGUAGACCAACCCCCCAGAAGACGCGACAGGCGAGGAGAUUCGACACGUGACAAAGAUGACCGUCGCCGCAGACGUUCUCGCUCGUGGGAACGGCGCGCCAGAGCGAGACGGCAUGUAAGGGACAGCGAACACAACAAUGACGUCAGAAGGCGUCUUCCGUCCCGAUCCCCAUCCCCACGCGGCCGCUACCGCAACAGAAGCCCCCCUCCACCAGCUCUGGAACGUCAGACAAGCAGAUCUAGAUCAAGAUCACCAGUGAUCCGCGAACGCGAUCUCGAGAGAGAAAGAGACAGACUGCGAGUGCCCCGCGAGAUGGAGCGAGAUAGAAUGUCACGGGAUCGAGAGCAUCGGGACAGAAUAUCCAGCUCAAGGGACAGGGAACGAUCCCGCGACAGGUCCCGCGAUCGCUCGACGUCCCCACACGACACAGACCGGAGACUAGAUCAUAACGACGCCUAUAAAAGGCGCUGUAGAGAUUUUGAUGAGAAGGGCUACUGCAUGCGCGGGGACCUGUGCCAGUGGGACCACGGCAGCGACCCCGUGGUGCUAGAGGACGCGGCCGCCGCGCUCUCCUCCGUGCUGGCGCUGCCGCCUGCCGUGCCCGAAUACAACCCGUUGACGCCUGAUAUCUGGUGUGGUGGCGCGGGUUCAUUCCCGCCCUAUGCUCAUCCACAUCACCCACACCCACCGCGGGAACUCAUACCUAUACCAAGUUCAGUACCACACAGAAUCCGACACGAUAUGUCAACGGUGGGCCCACGUCCCGCACCACCACCACAACCACGGCACCCAGCUCCUCAUAAGAAGACCUUCGACUAUAAUCGAUUCGGCUGCGCACGUCCUCCACUAGCGUCCGGCUCGGCGAACUGUUCCCUAGACGUGAAGAAAGUGCCUCGGGGUCUGAACGACAUCACACAUUUGAAUAAUCACUUCUCGAAGUUUGGCAAGAUUGUAAAUAUACAGGUGUGCUACGAGGGCGAUCCCGAGGCAGCUCUGAUAACUUUCUCCAAUCCAACUGAAGCCAACAUUGCUUACAAGAGUACGGAGGCUGUGCUCAAUAACAGAUUUAUCAAGGUCUUUUGGCAUAAUCCACAUAACCCAGACAACAAACAAGAGAACAUGGCCCCGGGUGGUCAACACGUAAACAAACCGAAUGACAGACAGAACUCCCAGCAUCCGAUGUCGCACAACAAAGUUCUCAUCAACAGAGAUAACAUAAAGGCUACAGCCGACAACAAGCAGCAACAAGAGAAAGAAAAGGAAGCUGAGAACGGUGUGGAACCUAAGAAGGAGGCUGUCAAGCCUGUGACCAAGAGCAAACUGAUCAUGGAUCAACACAAACGUGCGCAGGCGCUACUCGAGACUCAGCUGCAGCAGCAGAUGUUGCUCAUACAGAAGUUAGAAUCAGGCAACGUGACGGAGGCGCAGCGGCCCGCGCUGCUGGAGGCGAUCAGCUCCGCGCAGGAGGGCAUCGAGAACCUGCGCAAGCAGCUCAUGGCCUACAACGACACCGUCAAGCAGCUGCAGCAGGCAAAAAAACCGAAGACUAUGGAGGAAGCCCAGAAGGAGAUCCUUGAUGCCGAACUGGAUCUGUUUAAUAAGCAACAGGAGGGACAAGACGUAACGGAGCUGCAGAAUAAGAUAACAGAGCUACGUCGACAGAUGGCGGUACAGUUUCCUGCGCAUAUCAUAAGACGACCGAAUGCCAGGAACAGCAGGUUCAACACGGCCACACGCUUCACCCGCGGCGGUCUCGUCAGACAGCCACGUCACAGUCUGACGAACACUAAAAUGUUCAACCACAGCAUGAACCAGUCUGUGGACCACAGGCCUCGGGCUCUGUUGAUAUCUGGGUUCGAAGUCGACGAGCUGGAAGCUCUCGUGGCGCAUUUCUCUCAAUACGGCGAGGUGGUGAGCAAGGAGGAGGAGCUGUCGGUGCCGCAGCUGGUGCUGCAGUACAAGGCGCGCGCGCACGCCGAGCUCGCCGCGCUCAACGGCAAGCACUACAACGACCGCACGCUCUCCAUAACAUGGGUUGGCAACACAACUAACAACCGCACUGCUCCGGUUGCGGUCACCGAGCCCCAACCCCUCGCUCCCAGGACUGCACCACUGGAAACCAAUAAUAAGGACGAGCCAUCAAGCACUCUGUCGGAGGAGUCCCUGCUGCGCUUCGAUGAGGAAGAGGAGGAGGAAGCAGAUGAGGAACGCUCCUGGCGACGUUGA